UACCAUUGAAAACAUCGCCGCGAAGGCAAGUCGUAAUUUCUCUCCAUUGGGCAUGCGUAUCGCAUGCGUAUCUUAUUCCGGCUAGCAUCGGCCAAAAUUUAAACAAGAUGGCUGCUAAAGUAAAUGAGCUAGGUUGCAUCUGAUGAAAACAUUGCUAGUCUUUAUUUUUUACUGAAAAGUUUUAAUAUAAUCGUUUAAAAACAGUAACCAAUCAAGAAUGGAAGGGGAAACACAUGUAAUUCUAAAUACACCAGUAGUUAAAGUGGAACCAUAUGAGGUAAUUACAACAGAUGUUUCAACUGAUAGUGCAACUUUUGAAGACAUAAAACCAGACGUAUCCAUUAGCACUUUUAACGAGAGAAACCCAAAUGUAUCAGAUUCAACACUUGAAGACAUAAAUCCAGAAGAAUCAAUUUCCACUUAUGAAGGCAUUGAUCCAGAUAGAUCCAUUUCAUAUCACGAAGACAUAAAUCAAGAUGAAGUGGAUACUCAGCAAAACAUAUCCAUUGAUUACUCUUCUUUAAGAUAUCCAUUAAUUCACAGUGAAGUGAUUUCAUACGUGUGUGAUUUAUGUAAUCGAAAAUUCAUGAGGAAUAGCAACAUAAGACAACAUUUAAGAAAACAUAUUAUAGGAGAAAAGUUACAUAAGUCUGGCUAUAAUCUGCAUAACUUGAUGUAUUCAAAAAAAAGGCCAUAUGAAUGUGAUGUAUGUCAAAAAAGGUUUUUACGGAAGUCUUAUUUAGAUGUGCAUAAAAAUAUUCAUACUGGUGAAAACCAAUUUGAGUGUGAUGUUUGUCAUAAAAAGUAUUCUCAGAAAUCUUACUUAACUGCACAUAAAAACAUUCAUUCUCAAGAAAAGCUAUAUGAGUGUAACAUUUGUCAUAAAAAGUUUACCUUUAAGUGUCAUUUAGCAACACAUGAAAAACUUCACUUUGAAGAGAAGCAAUAUGAAUGUAAUUUUUGUUUUAAAAGGUUUUUUCUGAAGACAAAUUUAACUCAACAUGAAAAGAUUCAUCUUGGAGAUAGGCAGUUUGGAUGUGAAAUUUGCCAUAGAAAGUUUACUCAGAACUCUCAUUUAACUAAGCAUAAAAUGCUUCAUACUGGAGAAAAACCAUACGAAUGUGACAUUUGUCAUAAAAAGUUUGCUCUGAACGAUUACUUAGCAACACAUGUAAAAAUUCAUGAUAAAGUAGACAACUAUGAAUGUGAAAUUUGCCAUAAAGUUAUUUUCAAGAAAUAUCUAAUAGAGCAACAUAAAAAAAUGAACUGUGGCAGUAAAACUUAUGAGUGUGAUGUUUGUCAUAAAACAUAUUCCACUAACUCUUCUUUUAAUACGCAUAAAAGGCUUCAUACUGGAGAAGAGAAAUUUGAAUGUAAAAUUUGUCAUCAAAAGUUUAAUAUGAUGAUGUAUUUAACAAAACAUAAGAAAGUUCAUGAUAAAUAUGGACCUCUUGAAUGUGAGGUUUGUCACAAAAUGUUUAAAAGGGAAUUUCAUUUUCAACGACAUAAAAAGAUACAUUUAGAAGAAAAUUAAUAUAUACUCAGAAUUCGCCAUCAUAUUUAACUAAGUCUUAUUUGAAUAUCAAGUGUAUAUUUGGUUUAAUAAUAGAUAAUUAUAAUAAAUAUAUUUAGACAGAAUGUUUGUUCUGAGCAUUUUUAUCAAAGCCUAUGAAAUUGUUUUUUGUAAAGUUAACAUAAAUAUAUUUGUAUUGUAGAGUAAGUUGUAUUGGCUGUUUUAUAUAUUUGAAAAACAUAAGGAAAUAUAAUUUAAAUCGUUAUGCUUUUAAGUACGUUACGUCUUUUUUUCAAACGAAUAUUUUAAAGUCAAAUUUUAUUGAAUCUAAGCUUCCAGAUGUUCUUGUUGAAUCUAGUAAAAGGCUGGCAAAGAUUAGUUAUUGUAACUGGAUAGAAAUGCCUGUAAUUUUAUAAUCAAAGGGCGGCUUACCUUUACUGACUCACCUGUUGUGUAUUGGUAUUGUAAAAAGUCAGUUUACCUAUGUUUAAUUAAUCCUUUAUUUUAACAAAAUUACAAGUUGUUAUUAUAUUUUUCUUUUUGUAUCAUACUACUUUACUUUAAACAUUUUCCAGCUCACAUAAAAAAGGCUCAAUACAAAUAACAUAAUAAUUCAAGCAUUGCAUAAUCUGUCAUUUUUUUUUUAAGAAAUCUGUAUGUCAUGUGAGCGCCAGGAUGGCUGAGUGGUAUAACCCUCGACUGCUAAAUGCAAGGUUCCGAGGUCAAAGGUCAGAUCUCAGACUUGAAACUUAGGAACAUAUUUUGGUUCACUCAGCUCACAGAUGAAUGUGAGGAAAGAAAAGGCAGCCUAGUACUGACAACACUUUCCUGAUAUGUCAUCAUCAUCUUUUCCCCAUGUGUGCCUAAGACACAUGGAGGAGAUAAAGUAGAGUUCAUCUCUUUCAAUGACUUUGGCAUAAAGGGGAUAAUGUGGUUGACAUAUGCUCAGCCACCUUUGUUUCCUUAAUGAACAUUAGGUGCCCAUCAAAGCUUGGUUGAAUCAGGGAUGUUCUACUGAUUUGAACUCAAGACGUUCGAGUUAGUAGUCUAACGCUCUACCAUUAGCCCACGCUGUCCCCUUAAAUGUCACAUGGAAUUAAUCUGCCAUCUGAUCAGAAUGAAUAACUUUUUGUGUCAUGUAUAUGAUUACUAUAUUGUUUAUAGGUUUUGAAACAAUUUUUAUUUACCCUCACAGGGUAAUUUAAACUAAAUAGUAAAUAAAAUAAUAUUUAUUGUAUUCUCACGUGGUUAGAAAUAAUAGAAAAAUACAAUUUAUUAGUUAAAGAAUGAUGUAUGCUGUGCUGUUCUGGAAGUAAAAGUUGUUAUCAUUAUCAUGACUAUGGUAAUUUAGAUUUAGUACUACUCCACUCUAAUUCAUGAAUUAGAUCGAAUUUAGGUCUGUUAUCAGAGGUUUUAUUUCUCUGCAUAAAUUGUGUAUAUUAAUUUAUACAUAUAUAUAUAUUAUAUAUAUAUAUAUAUAUAUAUAUGUAUACAAUAUUUAUAAUUAUAAUGUUUAUCAUCCUAUAGUGUAGUGUAUCUUUUUACAUCAUGUUAUUAAAAAUAGGAUUAGAGCACAUCAUUGCUUAUGAUCUCAAAGAGACAAUUUGUUAAGAUUAGAAUUAUUACCAUAGAGACAAGCCUUAUUACUGAGGGUAUAAUUCCACUUUCUGGCAGUGAAUGGCGGAAAUCAACUCUGCUACCAUCAACUCUCUGCAUUCCUACCAAUUUAAGUGCCUGAAUGGGAUAAAAGGCAUUCACUGACCCAACAUAAAAGUUACUAAAAGAAAUGGAAGCCAUAUCAGAAGUAAUUGAAAAGAUAUGCCACUGGAUGAAAUCUGAUUAAAUUACGACAAUGGAGCUGGGAUAUUGCAAGGAAAAAGGAAAAUAGUGAAGGCCAUGGGAAAACAGGGAGAAGCUUUGGAGAAAAAGGACUGACGAUAGCUGAAAUAUUCUUGAAUAUUCUGGAAAACUGCAAUAAAAGUUGCCAGAAAAAGUCAGAAGUGGAAAGAUUUUUUUUUUGUGAUAUCCCUAUGUUCUGGACACAUGGAAAAAAAAAUUAUUCCAAUAAAAUAUUUCUUUGGCUUCAUUUCAUGUUUCUCUUAGUUCUAGCUAAUUACAAAUUAAGUAAAACCUAUCAGUCUUUGAACAUUUGGCAUAAUAUUUUUUUUUUAUAUUUCAAUUGUAAAUAAUGUUAAGUGCUUGUUUUUAAUUUUAAGUACUAUAAAAAUGUAUUAGUGUUGUAAAUCUGACUUAAAUAUUUUUAUUAAGAUGGUUGAAAGCCAUAAUAGGCCACCUACACCUGCACUUAAAUUCACUACCAUUCAUACACAUUUCACAGAAAUUUUCUGUUGUCUCAAGUUCUAGAAUCCUAGACUAUCUCUUUUCUAUCAGACUUAAAUCUUAUAAUUUUAGUUUUUAUUUUCAUAUUAUAACGCAAGAAAAUGUUGAUAUACUCUUUGUUUAUAGGAAUAUAAUUUUAUUAAUAAUAAUGAACUGCCAUCACCGAGUAAAUCAAAAUUAAAUGUUGAAUUAUCUACACGUUAAAAUUAAUUCUGUAAAAUUUUGUUUAAAAAAUU
Molecule: messenger RNA, 4089 nt
Organism: Physella acuta
Lineage: Eukaryota; Metazoa; Mollusca; Gastropoda; Physidae
Product: zinc finger protein OZF-like
Biological process (GO): regulation of transcription by RNA polymerase II
Cellular component (GO): nucleus
Molecular function (GO): RNA polymerase II cis-regulatory region sequence-specific DNA binding; DNA-binding transcription activator activity, RNA polymerase II-specific
Source: RefSeq, a predicted model, not a curated record